Molecule: messenger RNA, 2836 nt
Organism: Cucurbita pepo subsp. pepo (vegetable marrow)
Lineage: Eukaryota; Viridiplantae; Streptophyta; Magnoliopsida; Cucurbitales; Cucurbitaceae
Biological process (GO): nuclear-transcribed mRNA catabolic process, nonsense-mediated decay
Source: RefSeq, a predicted model, not a curated record
AGUUCAUGAAUGAACUGAAAAAUGCUCUCUAGAUGAAUUGGUGAAGUUCAUGAAUGAGAGAAGUUAACCACUGGAACAGUUUUCAGUUGCAUCGGAAGCACAAUUUUUCUCUCAUUCAUGGACUUACCUAAUUCAUCCUCUGACCAAGAAAUUCUCCGGCCGCCACCAUUAUCAACACUCACUUCCUCUUCAGCCUCGCAAACGCCGCCGCUCCCUCCUCAUUCUGCCUCACCGGAUCCCCCUACUUCCUUUUCUCCUUCAUCGCCGUCGCAGCCGCAAUCCGUUCCUUGCCUUUCCAACAAUGUCGUCGUCGUCGGUUUCAUUGGUAGGAGACCUAAUAAUUCGAUUCAACUCAUCAAUCGGAUUAUUGAUCACAACGUUUUUGGAUCCGGUAAAUUGGAUACAAAAUUGGUUGUCGCGAAAGAGGAAGUUGAACAAUGGUUCAAGCGGCGACGAAUUAGUUACUAUCACGAGGAGGAAAGGGGGAUUCUGUUUUUGCAGUUUUCUUCCCACAGAGGCUCCGUGUUCGAGGCGAAAACCGAUUAUGAUUCGGAGAUUCAAGAACAUGAGUUUGGUGAUCUUCAGGGAAUGCUUUUUAUGUUCUCUGUUUGUCAUAUAAUCAUAUAUAUUCAGGAGGGAUCGUGGUUUGAUACUAAUGUUUUGAAAAAAUUAAGAACAUUACAGUCUGCUAAGUAUGCAUUGGUAAAAUCACGACCUAAACCUCCAUUGCCGUCUAGGCUGCGUUCUUCAUCUGCUUCAUAUUCCUCAUUGUUUCCUGGACGGUGUACACCAGUGAUACUCUUUAUUUUCAUUGAUGACUUCUCAGAUGGCCUCAUUUCUAAUUUCAGCAAGAAAUUGCAGUCAUCUCUUGAAGCACAAAUUCGCUUUCUAAUCAAGAAUUUUUGGAGGCUUAAUGGUUCUAGAGGUGGAAGGGCCUCAAGUUAUGCAUCUUUGUUUUCACUUGAUGCAUUAAAAGCUGUUGUUCUUGUGGACAGGAUUGCAAAUAGAACAGCUGAAUCUCUAGAGUUUGCCAUUAGCCUUAUGGAAGAUGUUUCAGAUUCUCUUCUGCUUGAAAGCCAUGGUGAAAGUGCUAGCGAAGAGGAUUUAGUGUCUCUAAAGGAGUUUAUUUCUCGGCAGGCUGACAUUCUAAGGGGUGGAGCCUUUACUACUCAUGAUGAACUUCCAAGUAUGGAGAUUUGGUUAUCUUCAAGCCAACGAAUUCUCCAGGGGAUUCUCUCUGCAAAAUGUGGUUGCAUAGAUAAACUGGAAACCAGAAAACGAAAACCACGUCCUUGGUACGUUCCAUCGGUAUCGAUCGAGAGAAAUGCUUUAGGUAUCGCCGUAUCUAGGUUUUCAACUUCAUGGUGUGAAAGAGUAUUACCAGGUGCUAAGGAGGUUUAUCUAAGAGAUUUACCUGCAUGCUACUUCAAAUCACAGCAUGAAGCCCACAUGGAGAAGGCUGUGCUUGCUUUACAUUCAAUGGUUAAGGGGCCUGCGGUGCAACAUUUUGCAGAAAGGUUGAAGGAAGAAUGCAAAUCCAUUUGGACGUCAGGGAGGCAGCUAUGUGAUGCUGUUAGUCUGACUGGAAAACCAUGUCUGCAUCAGAGACAUAGCUCGGAGGAUCAUUCAAGUGCAUAUGUUUUCCGACAUGCUUGUGGUUGCGGCCGUUCACGGCGACUACGAACCGACCCUUUUGAUUUUGAAUCGGCGAAUGUUACUUUCAAUCGUUUUGCUGGCUGUGACAAUUUUCUUGCAGUUGUCCAGUUACCAGGAGUAAGCAUAAGAGGACAUAUUCAGUUAUCAUCAUGGACUUUGAUUCGAGUUGGUGGUGCAAAGUACUAUGAAGCUUCAAAAGGUUUGCUUCAGAGUGGAUUUUAUCCUACUCAAAGGUUCUUAUCCAAAUGGAAAAUUAGUGCACAAAUGAGGGAGAGUCCAAUAGAUUUUAGCAUGAAUGCCCUCAUGGGCACUGUUUCUAUUGGCUUUGAGCAUGAAUGCCCUCAUGGGCACCGUUUCCUACUGAAUCCUGACCAUCUUAAGGAGCUUGGAUCGUCUUAUGCUGCAUGCAAUGUGACUGAUCCUCUCAAAUAUGGUAAACGUGGUCGUCAUGGUAAAGCUCGUGAUAGUGUUAAUGCAGCAAAUGCCACCAUUCCAAGUAAGUCAAACUGCAUAAGAAGGAUGAUAGCAAAUGGGAUUGAGGACAAUGGAUGUGGUUUGUUCAUGCUGAAUCGAGACCUACCAAUUUUCAUGAACUGCCCACAUUGCAAGCUCUCAAAGAAUGGGAAAGAUCCCCCAAAUGUUAAGAUCUGUGGCACAAUAUCUCAACUUCAAAGGAUUUUCAUGGUGACGCCUCCCUUUCCAAUAGUGUUGGGUAUACAUCCAGUGAUACACUUUGAGGAGUUGGGGUUGCCCCAUUCUGUUCCUGGACGGCAGCAGAAACUGCAGUUCACAUUUGGAAGUCAAGUGGUGUUGCCUCCUGAGAGCUUCCUGACACUCAGGCUUCCAUUUGUUUAUGGUGUGCAACUUGAGGAUGGAAGUCUUCACCCUCUGAACCCUCUCCAACAUCAACCUGAAGCGACUGCAUGGAUAAUUGGGGGCACAACGUUAGAAAUCCUGUCAAAGCCUGGCUGUCUGGAUCAGGGAUCUCAAACAUAAUCAAAAUCUUAAAACAUUGGAAACUUGAUCUGUAUGAAGGGUUUCAAUCAUUCAACCAAAAAGAUGUUUCUAAGGCUGAAUCAUUCCCCAAUGCUGCUGCUGCUUCCUCCAAAACUCCCCCAUGCUGCACAAGAUUAAACAAAACAAGUCGGAAUAUGUUCUUAUGAAGUGUUCUCAUUUAGUU